GUAGGUUUGUCAUUUCCGGAAACACAGGAUGUACGUCACUGCACGGUCGAGUUUAUUGUUUUUACUUGAACCUCUGUCACGUUAGCUGUUUUUGUAAGAGUAGACUAUGAGUCUGCCAGCUGCCCCACCCAGCUAUGCUGAAGCUAUAGCAGGAGAUAAAGAACAAGGAGCUAGUAACUUCAUUUAUGCCACCCAGCCACCUCCAAUGCCACCACCAACCAUGCCCAUGCACCCCAGCUGGGCUUAUGUGCAUCCUGGCCCUAGUCCAGGAUAUUCCAAUGCUUAUGCUACCGACAUGUCUUCACCCUUUUCUGAUCCGAGUUCCAGUAGUAGCUUUGAUGGCCUCAAUGGAAGCAACUGGGAGGACAAGAAUGUCCGCCGCAUGUUCAUAAGGAAGGUCUUCUGUAUCCUCAUGGUUCAGCUCAUGGUCACAUUUGGUGUAGUGUCACUCUUUACAUUUUGUGAGCCAGUCCGGAAGUUUGUACAAUACAAUCGGGUUUUCUAUCUUACCUCAUACAUGACUUUCAUGGGAACAUACCUGAUGCUUGUAUGCAGCACAAAUGCACGACGAAGAUACCCUACCAACAUGAUCCUCCUUGGCAUUUUUACGCUUGCAAUGUCCUACAUGGCAGGCAUGCUUGCCAGCUACCAUAAUACCAAAGUGGUAAUGUUGUGUCUGGGUAUCACAGCACUGGUGUGCUUGGCCAUCACACUGUUCUGUUUCCAGUCCAGGAUUGACUUCACUACCUGUCAUGGAUUACUUUUCUCACUCAUGAUGGUGCUGAUGAUCACCGGGCUUCUGCUUUUCUUCACUGCACCGUUUGGAUAUAUACCCUGGUUGCAUACUGCUUAUGCUGGAUUUGGUGCUCUGGUUUUCACUCUGUUUUUAGCAUUUGAUAUGCAGCUGUUGAUUGGUAACCGGCGGUACUCUCUGAAUCCUGAGGAGCAUGUGUUCGGAGCGAUCUGCCUCUACAUGGAUGUCGUCUACAUAUUCCUCUUUUUUCUUCAGCUCUUUGGGAGCCGUGAGUGAGGUGUUUGUGUAGUGCCCCCUAAAACUGGGCUUGAGUUCAGGCUUUGUCCUCUAUUACACACACACACACA
Messenger RNA from Myxocyprinus asiaticus (Chinese sucker), 1101 nucleotides. RefSeq names its product protein lifeguard 2-like. Bases 107 to 1030 code for a protein of 307 amino acids. Gene Ontology annotation, cellular component: endoplasmic reticulum; Golgi apparatus; membrane. Gene Ontology annotation, biological process: negative regulation of apoptotic signaling pathway. The transcript has 12 exons. The record is from RefSeq and is a predicted model, not a curated record. NCBI's taxonomy places the organism in Eukaryota, Metazoa, Chordata, Actinopteri, Cypriniformes, Catostomidae.